This is a messenger RNA of Rosa rugosa (rugosa rose), 2519 nucleotides long. RefSeq names its product ABC transporter G family member 1-like. Lineage: Eukaryota; Viridiplantae; Streptophyta; Magnoliopsida; Rosales; Rosaceae. Gene Ontology annotation, molecular function: ATP binding; ATP hydrolysis activity; ABC-type transporter activity. The transcript is spliced from 8 exons. The record is from RefSeq and is a predicted model, not a curated record. Gene Ontology annotation, cellular component: membrane. The coding region runs from base 101 to 2263 and encodes 720 amino acids.
CUUCUGAAAAGCCUCAAAUACUAGUUGGUGAGUGGAGAAGUGCAUUUGUAACACUCUGCAACUCUUUCCCUUCACCCAAGAAACAGGGAAAGCCAUAUCCAUGGAGUCUUCUUCUCCAGCUAGUUUUCCCAGAUGGGCACCAAGUCCAAGCUCCUCAAGAGUACUAUUAUCACCUGCGGAAGACCCCAGGUUUGAGGCAAGUGCUGAUCAUAAUGAUCAUGAUUCUGUAGAAGAGAUAUCCUCAUUAUCUUCUAGUAUGGACAGGAUUUUCCCAUUUAGCGUUGAAGUCAAUGGCACUACUACUACUACUACUACUACCGCUGCCGCCGCCGCCGCUGCUUCUGUGGUUAAAAAGUCACUAGAUGAUCAAAGCGCUUAUGUUAGAAGCAGAAGUGGUGCUUAUGUUAGAAGCCGAAGUGGUACUAUGCUUGUUCCUUUGACAUGGGAGGACCUGUGGGUUGGAGUAGGUGAUGGGAAGGGUGGGCAGAGAAUGAUUUUGCAGGGGCUUACUGGGUUUGCUCAACCUGGUCAGGUUUUGGCUAUUAUGGGUCCUUCUGGCUGUGGUAAAUCUACCCUUUUGGAUGCUUUAGCAGGAAGGCUAAAUUCAAACACACAGCAGAGAGGGAAGAUCCUGAUCAAUGGCCGCAAAGAAAAACUUGUUUGCGGAACCUCGGCAUAUGUGACACAAGAUGAUACACUAAUGACAACCUUAACAGUAAGGGAAGCUGUGUAUUACUCGGCACAGCUCCAACUGCCUAACUCCAUGUCGAAAGCAGAAAAGAAGGAAAGAGCAGAGACGACAAUAAGGGAGAUGGGCCUGCAAGACUCCAUGAACACAAGAAUAGGAGGUUGGAGCAGAAAAGGUCUCAGUGGUGGACAAAAAAGAAGAGUUAGCAUCUGCAUUGAAAUCUUGACUCGUCCCAAGCUUCUCUUCCUUGAUGAGCCUACUAGUGGGCUAGACAGUGCUGCUUCUUACCACGUCAUGAAACGCAUUGUGAAGCUGGCUCACCGGGAUGGAAGGACAGUUAUUGCAUCAAUUCAUCAACCUAGCAGUGAAGUUUUUGAGCUUUUCCAAAACCUCUGCCUUCUUUCCUCUGGCAGAACAGUCUAUUUUGGCCCUACUUCAAAGGCAGAACAGUUCUUUGCUUCAAAUGGCUUCCCAUGUCCUACUACGACAAACCCAUCGGAUCAUUACCUUAGAACAAUUAACAAGGACUUUGAUGUUGACAUCGAACAAGGACGUGAUGGCAAAACAAGCACUGAGGAAGCAAUCAAUACUCUCAUAAGAUCAUACGAGUCUUCAAAUACUUUAAAGCAAGUUCACCUCAGGGUAAAUGAGAUUUGCCAGCAGAGAGGUGGAGCUCUGGAGAAGGGAAGCCGAGCCAACUUCAUAACUCAAUGCCUGGUUUUGACAAGGAGAUCAUUUGUGAACAUGUAUCGCGAUCUAGGCUACUACUGGCUUCGACUUGCAAUUUACAUUGCCCUGUGCUUAUGUGUAGGGACUAUUUUUCAUGACAUCGGCUCCACUUUUGGGUCAAUACAGGCUAGAGGAUCAAUGCUCAUGUUUGUUGCAUCAUUCUUGACUUUCAUGGCAAUUGGUGGAUUCCCUUCUUUUGUUGAAGACAUGAAGAUCUUCGGGCGGGAAAGAUUAAACGGGCACUAUGGCGUUGCUGCAUAUGUGGUUGGAAACACACUUUCCUCCAUUCCAUAUUUGCUAAUGGUAUCUUUAAUUCCUGGAGCAAUUGCCUAUUACCUUGUUGGCCUUCAGAAGAGAUUUGACCACUUCGCCUAUUUUGCACUGGUUCUAUUUGUGUGUCUGAUGUUGGUUGAGAGCCUGAUGAUGAUUGUGGCAAGCAUUGUGCCAGAUUUCCUCAUGGGGAUCAUCACAGGUGCUGGGAUUCAAGGAAUAAUGAUGUUGAAUGGAGGUUUCUUCCGUUUGCCAGACGAUCUUCCAAAGCCCUUUUGGAGAUACCCAAUGUACUACAUUGCAUUCCACAAGUAUGCAAAUCAAGGAUUCUACAAGAAUGAGUUUGAAGGACUAACAUUCCCCAAUAACCAAGCAGGAGGGCCACCCACCAUUACAGGUGAAGAAAUAUUGAAGAGUACUUGGCAAGUGGAGAUGGGCUAUUCUAAGUGGGUUGAGCUUGCCAUUUUGUUGGGAAUGGUAAUUGUUUACAGGCUGAUGUUUUUGGGAAUAAUAAAGAUAAGUGAAAAGGUUGUGCCAAUGAUGAAAGCUCUUCUUGUUGGUGUUCCCAAACACUGAACAGUUCACAGAUAACCAAUCCUCCUAGCCCUCAGUGUAAGCAAAACUAUAGUUGUAUGUACUAAUGUAGUAUGUAAGUAGAAUACCGGCGUGUAUUCAAGUAUUCUACUACGGUUGAAAACUUGAAAUGACUGGGACCAAAAAGAAAUAUGUGUAUAAAAUAACUUGCUCUCAUAAGAGAUAAUUUUAAGGGAUUGUAAGAGAUAAAUGCAUAUCAACUAUAUGUAUUAAAUUUAAGAGCUGUAAUGAAAGUUUA